This is a messenger RNA of Rotaria socialis, 867 nucleotides long. Lineage: Eukaryota; Metazoa; Rotifera; Eurotatoria; Philodinida; Philodinidae. The record is from the annotation of a GenBank genome assembly.
AUGCGUUCUAAACCAAUAUGUUAUGCAUGCAAUAAUGGGGAUUUGAAUCUCGUUCGAGAACUUGUGGAAUAUGCUUACGCAGAUAUUAAUCAAAGUGGUAUCUUAACGAUUGCUAUUGAGAAAACUUAUGAAGCUCUGGUCGAUUAUGUAUUAAGUCAAGGAUAUAACUAUCACGUUGAGUAUCUAUUGCAAGAAACUUCUAGUGUUGGCUAUCUUGGAACUACCAACGGUCUUUUGAAAUAUGGCGCUGAUACCGAUAUACGGAUUUAUGAUGGACACACUGCCCUUGAUUUUGCUAUUUUGGGAAGACAUAUCGAUGUUGCCAAAGCCCUUCUGUUGCAUAAACAUGGUCAUAUCAAAACAAACGGUGAUAAUUUCACACCGAUGAUGUUAGCCGUACAUCAUGAUUUAAGACCUAUUGUUGAUUUACUUUUUCAAAUCUUACCAAUCGAUCGAGCUGUUGGCGAUCUACUACGAGUAGCUUGUCGAUAUACAAUCGAUCUUAGUAUAGCAAAUCGUGAGAAGACAUUGUAUUUUUGUCAACAAGGCUUAUGCAGGAAACAACCAUCAAAUAAUUCCGUGCUUUACCAAGUUUACGACUUUUGCCAAGAAUGUCAAACAUUCGAUCAAUUAGAGUCCAUACGAAAUGAUGAUAAUGCAAUACGUAUGAAUGCUUUACUUGUCAGCGAAAAACAUUUUCUUCAACAUGGAGAUGCUGCUAUCUAUAUUGGUUUCAUUGAGACACAGUGCUUUUAUAAUCGCAGUCAUCAUUUAUUUUAUCGUUCUCUUCAAUUACGUACACAUAAAAUUCGUCUUUUCACGUUCUUCACACUAACAUCGUGUUCUUCUACUUGCCGUUCCUCGUGA